CUGCCAUCUCAAUCCGCUUCCGCAUUCUCGAAUUUCCAGCCACCAAAGACCUAAUAGGUUCCGAGUGGAUCAUACUAAAUUAUGGCUACGGAACCAAAAAGUUUGCAUCCUGGCGAGGAAGCCAUCCCAUCAUUCCAGCGAAUUGAAACCCUGAAACACGCGCCAUUAUGACAGCCUAAGCAUCUCAUCUCCAAGGCUCCGAGGCCAAAACCCCAGAGACCCAGAGAGUCAAACCCCGCAGGACAUGGGUGCCUAUGACUCCCCGACAACAAAUCACCAAGUCCCCAUGGUUACUUAAGAACAGCCUCGGGUUCAGCCAUUUCGGGGAAGCUGCAUGGGAGGUCUUUACCCGGCGUAUUGAAACUCUUUGAUUUCCUUCCUUCCAUCUAUCCUGUGUCACUCGACUGCAUCCUCAUCUCGAGAACGUGGCCAACUUCUCCUUGUGAGACGCUUCAGCGAUCAUGGCCGUCCACAAAAAGCAUGCCGCGUCUCAUUCGAGCAGCUACAACAGGCUGGUGACAGUGGCUGCAGCUUUCGGUUCCAUGACAUAUGGGUACUGCUCGGCCAUUAUUGGUAGCACAAUCGGCCAACCGGGAUGGUAUCAUUUCUUUGACCUGCCCGAGGAAGGCCAGCCAGGCUAUGGAGGAAAAACUACUCAUGCCAUUGCGACAGCCAACGGUGUCUACAGCGCAGGCGGAGCAGUCGGAUCUCUCUUUGUUAUGUGGUCCGCCACUGCUCUCGGUCGCAAGCGAAGCAUUCAGCUCGGCGCCAUACUGGCAAUCAUCGGCGGUGCGUUCCAAGGUGGUGCUGCCGCACUCGCCAUGUUUCAGGUCGGUCGAGUCAUCUCAGGUCUAGGAAUCGGCAUUCUGGUUACGGCUUGCCCUAUGUAUCUCGCUGAGCUUGCGCCUCCCGAAAGUCGGGGUUGGCUCGUCGGUCAUCACGCGAUAUUUCUGGUAUUCGGAUAUAUGCUUUCGGGCUGGCUUGGUUAUGCAUGUUACUUCGCAACAGACAAGAACGAAUCUUUCGCCUGGAGAUUUCCUCUGUGCAUUCAGUCGCUGCCCCCGCUUGUCCUGAUCAUCACCUCGAUAUGGAUUCCCCGAUCACCUCGAUGGUUGCUUCAACAAGGCAAAAUCGAAGAAGCCUGGAAGGUCAUUCAAGCGUUACGAAGGUCACCCGAAGAUCCGGAUGAUCUGGUCGCCAGAGAAGAACUGUACCAGACUCGGGAACAACUCGCCCUUGAUUCGGCCAAAUUGAAAGCUACCGGCUAUGGCCCAUGGAUGGCAGUCAUCAAGAAGAAAAGCUACCGCAAACGAAUGAUCAUCGGCUUCCUGACUCAAUGGGGAGCCGAGUUUGCUGGGCCGUUGGUCAUUAACAACUAUGCGGUCAUUUUGUACACCAACCUCGGCCAAACAGGUUCCAUGCCUCUUCUCUUGUCUGCUCUUUGGCUGACAACAGCCGGUUGCCUUUAUAACCCUGGCGGUGCCUGGCUCCACGACAGGGUCAAUUCCCGCCGCCUGAUGUACAUGAUCGGUAUCGCAGGCUGUCUAGUAACUACCUCGCUUCUAUGCGCUAUGCUCGCCACCUACAGCAGCACUACCAACAAGGGCGGCAACGCAGCCGGCGUGUUUUGUGUGUUCUUCUACCUCACCUUCCAAGGCACUUUCUGCGACACGACAAUGUACCUGUACGUUUCCGAGAUUUUCCCAACCGAGAUCCGUCCCAUCGGCAUGGGCUUCUCCUUGUUUGGCCAAUUCGCCGCCACGCUAAUCCUGCUCCAAACCGCCCCCAUCGGCUUCGUCACCAUUGGCUGGAAGUACUACCUCAUCAUCGUCUGCUGGUGCAUCGUCUACCUACCCAUGAUCUACUUCUUCUGGCCCGAGACGGCGCGCCUCUCGCUCGAAGAGAUCUCCGCCAAAUUCGGCGACGAUGUCGCCGUGCAUGUCAACGAUGUGAGCGAAGAGCAGCGCCGCGAACUGGACGAGUUCCUCAAGUCAAAGGACAUUGUGCACACGGAAGCGACCAGCAACACGACGCAAAAUCAAUCGCCGACCGAGAUUGAGGAGAAGACGUCGUCGAAAGUGUAGUUACUCGGCAGCAGGUGAGACCUGGCGAUGAAUCCAAAAGUGAUUGUAGCGGGAAAAGGUGCAUGUUGAGCAAGUACGGUAUAUGAUCCGCGCAUGACUUCUCACAGGUGGUGAGAGAAGCCUAAGCACCCAAUUUGGGUAUAUAUUUAAAUCUGGCAGAAGCAAGAGAUUAGUAUCAGAUUGUCAACGG
Molecule: messenger RNA, 2274 nt
Organism: Exophiala viscosa
Lineage: Eukaryota; Fungi; Ascomycota; Eurotiomycetes; Chaetothyriales; Herpotrichiellaceae
Product: MFS transporter
Exons: 4
Coding region: 462-2084 (540 amino acids)
Biological process (GO): transmembrane transport; carbohydrate transport
Cellular component (GO): membrane
Molecular function (GO): carbohydrate:proton symporter activity
Source: RefSeq, a predicted model, not a curated record